GGUCGACAGGAGACAAACUCCAGGAAAAACGAAGCCCACGAUGUAACGGGAUAACGCUUACCUAUUUUACGCGCAAACUUUGUGUAGACAUGAGCCGCGUUUUCGUUUAAAACACAGUAUAAGUUGGUAAAAGUAGUUGUGUACUUUCCAGAUCAGCUUUUGUUUUUGUGCCACGUUUUCCAACAUGAGGGACACUGCUGUUUAAAGACGCGUUUGGAACUUAAUGGACUUGGAGGUGAUGAGAGAGGCGCGCACAUGCUUUUCGUCCUCAGACACUCCAAAAUUGUAGAGUAGUGUUUUUUUUAUGUUUUUCGUUGGAUUUUAUUGAGCAAACACUGCAGAGGAUGGCUGAACACGAGAGCCUGGAGUUUGGAAAGGCUGACUUUGUUCUGUUGGACCAUGUUUCUAUGGAGGAGUUCAUGGGUAACCUCAAACUCAGGUUUGAGAAGGGCAGGAUCUACUCAUACAUUGGAGAGGUGGUUGUGUCUGUUAACCCUUAUCGUGCCAUGAACAUCUAUGGUCGCGACACCAUAGAGCAGUACAAAGGCCGUGAGCUGUACGAGCGGCCGCCACACCUGUUUGCCAUCGCUGAUGCUGCGUACAAAGCCAUGAAGAGGAGGAGCAAAGACACUUGUAUUGUCAUCUCAGGGGAAAGUGGAGCAGGAAAAACAGAGGCCAGCAAGUACAUAAUGCAAUACAUCGCUGCUAUCACUAAUCCUAAUCAAAGGGCUGAAGUUGAAAGGGUAAAAAAUAUGCUGCUUAAAUCCAAUUGUGUCUUGGAGGCCUUUGGAAACGCCAAGACCAACCGUAACGACAACUCCAGCCGCUUUGGGAAAUAUAUGGACAUCAAUUUUGAUUUCAAGGGUGAUCCGAUCGGAGGCCACAUCAACAACUACCUGCUGGAGAAGUCCAGAGUCAUUUUCCAACAAGAAGGAGAGCGGAGCUUCCAUUCUUUUUAUCAGUUACUUAAAGGUGCUCCAGAGUCCUUACUUCGCUCUCUUCACAUCCAGAAAGACCCAAAAGCUUACAACUAUGUCAAAGUUGGAGGCCAAUUAAAGUCGGGCAUUAACGAUAACGCAGACUUCAAAGCUGUGGCUGAUGCCAUGAAAGUAAUCGGCUUCACAGGGGACGAGGUCCAGACGGUGUACAAGAUCCUGGCCACCAUCCUGCAUCUGGGUAACCUUACCUUUGGCGUGGAUGGGGAUGUGACCCUAAUAGAAAACUCAAAGCUAGUGUCUAUACUCAAAGAUCUACUCUCCACCAAAGAGGAGAAUGUGGAAAAGGCGUUACUGUAUCGCACAGUCGCCACCGGACGAGAUGUCAUCGAAAAACAACACACUGUACAAGAGGCCAGCUACGGACGGGACGCUCUGGCCAAGGCCAUGUACGAGCGCAUGUUUUGUUGGAUUGUGGGUCGGAUCAACGACAUCAUCGAGGUAAAAAACUAUGACGCCAAUGUUCACGGGAAGAACACUGUGAUCGGAGUACUGGACAUUUACGGAUUUGAAAUUUUCCAAAACAACAGUUUUGAACAGUUCUGUAUAAACUACUGCAAUGAGAAGCUGCAGCAGUUGUUCAUUCAGUUAGUGCUGAAGCAGGAGCAGGAGGAGUAUCAGAGAGAGGGAAUCCCAUGGAAACACAUUGAUUACUUCAAUAACCAGAUCAUUGUGGACCUGGUGGAGCAGCAGCACAAAGGGAUCUUCUCCAUCCUGGACGAGGCCUGUAUGAAUGUGGGCAAAGUCACUGAUGAGGUUUUCCUUCAAGGACUCAAUGGAAAACUGGCCAAGCACGCUCACUAUACCAGCCGCAAGCUGGCCCCAACUGACAAGACUCUGGAGUUUGACAGAGAUUUCCGCAUCAGACAUUAUGCUGGGGAUGUCGUGUACUCGGUGGUUGGGUUUAUUGAUAAGAACAAAGACACUCUGUUCCAGGACUUCAAGAGGCUCCUCUAUAACAGUUCCAACCCAGUGCUUAAAGGGAUGUGGCCGGAGGGUAAGCUUCGGAUCACGGAGGUCACCAAACGACCUCUCACCGCGGCGACGCUCUUCAAAAACUCCAUGAUCUCACUGGUGGAGAACCUGGCGUGCAAGGAGCCCUAUUACGUCCGCUGCAUUAAGCCUAACGAUGUGAAGUCGCCCCUGCUGUUCGAGAUGCAGCGCUGUCAGCACCAGGUGGAGUACCUGGGUCUGCUGGAGAACGUCCGUGUGCGCAGGGCGGGCUUCGCGUACCGCCAGACCUACCCCCGCUUCCUACAAAGAUACAAGAUGAUCUCAAAGUUCACUUGGCCCAAUCACGAUUUGGGAUCAGACAAAGCAGCGGUGAAGAGUCUGCUGAAGUCCUGUGGGUUUGAGCACGACGUCGCCUAUGGCAACACCAAAGUCUUCAUCCGGACCCCCCGCACCCUGUUCAACCUGGAGGAGCAGAGGGCCGAGAUGGUCAAGAGGAUCGUCCUGUUUCUGCAGAAGGUAUGGAGGGGAACUCUGGCCAGAAUGAGGUAUCGCCGUAUGAGAGCAGCCCUGAUAAUCCUGCGAGCCUACAGACGCUACAAAGUCAAGUCCUACAUAAAGGAAGUGAACCGGCGCUUCAGAAAUGUCAAAAAUAUGAAAGACUAUGGGAGACACGUGAAGUGGCCCACACCCCCAAAAGUACUGCGCAAGUUUGAGGAAGCCCUGCGGAGCAUCUACAACAGGUGGUGGGCUUGGACGCUGAUCAAAAGCCUUUCACCAGAGGAGGCACUGCAGGUGAGGGCUAAAGUAGCAGCAUUUGAAGUACUCAAGGGCAACAGGACUGACUUGGGACUACAGCGGCCCUGGGAGGGAAACUACCUGAAGCGAGACAGUCCUGAUACAGCUUCAUCUUUCACAUUGGUCUCCAGCGAACUGCAACGAAGAGACAAGUUUAUGAGAGUUUUGUUCUCCUGUAACGUUCGAAAGAUCAACCGUUUUAAUAAAGCAGAGGACCGCACUGUGCUCAUUACUGACCGCCAUGUGUACAAGAUGGACCCCCUGAAGCAGUACAAGCCUAUGAAGAGCAUUCCCCUCUACAACGUGACCGGAGUGAGCGUGUCCCCGGGGAAAGACCAGCUGGUGGUCUUUCACACUAAGGACAGCAGAGACCUGGUGGUGUGUCUGCAGGGCCUGGUCCCACCCAACGAGAGCCGCAUUGGAGAGCUGAUCGGGACCCUCCUCAGCCACUUUAAGAGUGAGAAGAGGAAGCUACAGGUCAACGUGGCCAGUCCCAUUCAGUGCAGCAUGAAUGGCCGAAAGUGUACCAUCAUCGUCGAACCCAAAAUCAACCAAUCACAGCCCGACUUCAUCAAGAGCCGCUCUGGGUACAUACUGUCUGUACCAGGGAACUAGCACGACACCCUAAACACUCGAAAACAACAGCAGAUUUCAAACUAGGUCAUGUGCUAUAAUAAUUAUUCUCUUAUGAUUCAUGUACAUAUGAGAGGUCGCUGACAGUGUGACGAUGGCAGCGCUUUGAGCAAACUGUACUAAUGAAGUCCUUUAAUACAAGCCAAAUCUAAUGUGUUUCUACGCAACGAUCAAGCUAUUUAAAACCUGUAUGCACUACAAGAUCUAUCAAAGUUAGUCUGUUGUGUGUCAAUUUCAUCAAUCAUUGUAACUUUAGUAGGUGGGUUUAUUAUCUUGCAAUUAAAUGUGUUAUAGUUAAAUCUGUUAUAUGAAGCAAGAAAACUGGGCAUGCAUCAGGAUUAAUUCAUGAUUCACACACAAAAAAUGAUGUUAAAGGUGUAUUAUGUAACUUUUUGCAAAAUAGAUGCCAUACUGUGGAACACUGAGACCAUUUUUCAUUUAACUAUUUUAUAUUGAUCCAAAGCAAAAUUUGAUGUUCUACUUUAUAUGUUUCUUCCAGUUUCUUGCAAGUUUUUGAAUGGAAAAAGAUGAAAUAAUGUUUAUUUCAAUGCUUUUUUUUUGUAUGUUAAGGGCCAAAUAUUAAUGCAUUCCCAAAACUGAACCAAAGAAGAAGCUUGUUUGAACAAUUGACCAGUAAUUGACCAGUAACGUUAGACAGGUGGUCAUAAUGUUAUGCUUGAUCUGUGAAUGCAUUAGUGAAAGAUUAAAUAACAUUAUAUAGAAUCAAUAGUGCAUAAUGAAAAAAUAAAUCUAUGUUAUCUAUGUAAAAGUAACUAAAGGAGGUAAGGGAGCAAACCUGAAAUCCUCCAGAAAGAACCAGUUUCAAAAAGGGCACAUUGUAAUUGACUUAAUACCUGUACGGUAAAUAAAGGAAAGAAUAUAGUCUUAUGUGUUUACUCUCACAUAUGGAGAUUUGAAUGAGAUUGUUGUUUUUGUUCCUUAUUGUAACAUUGCAGUCUGUGAUGUGUUGAGCAUAUCCCUGACACUGCAUUGUUGUAUUAAUUUAAUUUCUGCAUAACUAUAUUUACUGCUACUUUGAAAAUCUAUACUAAUUAUAUAUGUAGUAAAGCAUAUACAAGGACUAUGUGUAUGAUAAGCACUUAUACUCCUCUGAGGGAUAUACACUACCAGUCAAACGUUUGGACACACAUUCAAUUUAGGUUUUUUUUGGGUUUUUUUACUACUUUCUACAUUUUAUUUACAGACAGGAGACAACAAAUGUAUGAAGUAAGGUAUAUUGAAUUAUGUAGCAUUUGAUAUCUUGAUCCAUAGUAAAAGAACUGGACAUUUCACUGCUCAUUCAAGCCACUUAUUCAGUUCUGGUCAGAUUAUUGGUUUCAGUUUCAGUUUCAGUGUAGUUAGCUUCUCCCUUCAGAUAGAUAUAAAGCGGUGUCCACUAGUAAUCUGACCAGAACUGAAGAAGAGGCUUGGAUGAGCAGCAAAACGUCUUCACUCCUACAACUUUUUGUCCAGUUGACAGAUUUGAAUUUUUCUAUUACGUUUGAUAUCUUCUAUAUUAUAAAAAUAAAGAAAAAAAAAACAUGAAAUGAGAAGGUGUGUCCAAACUUUUGACUGGUAGUGAACCUGAACUGCUAUGUAUAUUCAGUGCAUAUGUUUAUAUUUGAUCAUUAUGACGUCAUAGUGUUUGGGGCCACUCAGUAUAAUCAGUUAUUGUUUUUCUGUUUCUGUUAAUUGAACUGCCUAAUGACAUCUCCAAAUCGCUGGAAAAGCCUGCGAUUUCACUAAUACCCUCCAUUAAAAACAACAGGGUUUGAGAAGGUUUUUUAAUAAGUUUGACAAAUUGAGUCUAAUAUGAAGUUUGUUUAUAAUAAAGGCUCAGAAAGUUUCAGUCAAUAUUAGUCACGUGAGCGCUCCAGGUCUCCCGUCUCACUUUAUAUUCGAUCUAGUUUCGUGUUCGUCAGAUGUUCAUUACAAUCUGUUGUUUUGCAAUAUUUUUGAUGACGUUUAUGAGAUGGUGUUUCAUACUUUAAUCUGCCACAAAUAAUAGGGAUGUGACUGUGUGUUCCCUUUUUUCAGUUUGUUCAAUAUAGUUUUCAUUUUCAACUCCUCAAUUACGUUCUUUCACCUGACUAUGAACCCAUAUCAACGCAAAAUGAACCCCACCCUCCCUAAACGUGCAAUAUAUAUUUACUUUUUACUUUUGUUUUAUAUAAAGAUUUGAUCCCGAAUGGAUUGAAUCACUGUAUGUUUAAAAGCAAACAUACUUUACUAAUUUACAAUGGACACUUCCUUAUUUGCUUGUGCAUAAUUAACGUCAAAAACAAAACAUUUUAGAGUUUCGAAUGACCCAUUUACCUCUCCAAAUCUUCUCAAACACUUCCAAUACUGUCCACUCCCUCCAAAUCCCAGAUAUUAGUCUUUGAACAUCUCGACAGAAAGUACUAGCCCACGGGUACGAAUCCACUCUCCCUAGGUGUUUGUCCCAGUUGCUAUUUCUCCCCUACAUUGAGGCUAACGUGCUAACCGCAUUUGCAUCCCUAAUUAUCUCCAGUAUGUCAUUUAUCUUAAUUAGUAUAUUCACUGUCCACUCUAUACCUCACAGCUAAACAACCUUCUAUAGUUAUAAUAGAGGGAUUUGAAUGGGGGCGAAUGUUCUUGCUUAGGCCGGUGUAUCCUUCUAUCCUCGGGCUUAUUUUAGUCCCAUAGGCCUCCUCUCCUCUCUCCACCACCAUCAUUAGACUAGACUACAGAUCACGUCUCACUUCAGUGCCCCUUACAGCGCUUUAGUUCAGGAAACCAGGGUUGUGGGUGAACAAAGGAACUCUCUUUCUCUCUUUAUUUGCCCUUAAUCCUUCACAGCUACACUAGCAGGCUAAUGUAAGGAUGCACUUUUUCAUACACUCGGAAAAAGCACGGAAUAACUCAAAUCAUUUUAUAUUUGACAUUCUUCAAAGUAGCCAUCUUUUGACUUUCCAGAGAUAAGUCCAAGGGUUUGCAGCGCUGUCAACAAAGCAAAGGGUGGCUACUUUGAGGAAUUUUAAUAACAUAAGAGCAGAUUUAAGCCACAAUAACUAUUCUUCAUGAGCUGCAAUAGAUAAACAGAUGAUGAAACACUUUAGUACUUAGUUUGCGUCUGUAAUGAGUCAUUCAUUGAACUUUUUAUGGCUUAAAUCUUAUCGUAUAACCAAAAAUUUCCCAGUAGUGCAAAGUAAAUGUGCAUACAUGACCCCAAAUAUAUUGAACGAUAAGUCAAUGUAGUGAUUAUUGUGACAGACUUGCAAAGAAAUUGAAAUAAGAGUCCAAACUUUCAACUGGUAAUGUAUACUGGCGUUUUGUUUGGUUUUAUGCCAAGUAAAACCCUCUGGAGUUGAUUUGCUGAAAAGGAAGCAAAAACAAAUGCAGGAACAGACUAACAAAUAGCGUUUUAAGACCCAGACUAAAAAUAGGAUAAAUGUGCUAAAUAGACAACUUAAUUUCCAUAAUAUCGAUUGGUCAGGGGAACUCUCAACCCACUAAAAGGCUUUUCCUAAUUACUCCACUAUAGUAAACUGUGCCAUUGUAUUCUCCCAUUUAAGUAAAUAUAUUGUUUUUCGAUUUGCUUUCACCAUGUUCAACUGUCACAACCAGCCAAAGCAUCUUUUUAUCAUGUUGAUUUAUACAAAUAUUUCUCAGUUAAAAUGCUGAUUCAGUAAGUGCCUAAUUUCAAGUUAAAUGGUGUAUUUCUGUUCAUGUUGUCUUGUAUGUCAGUGUCGCAUACCACAGUUUAUAUAAAGAAAAAUUGGCAUUUUGUUUUGUGCAGUUGAUAUCCAUUAUGUUUCAGUAAUCUUUUCAUUAAUAAAUCUAUUUGAGCAAG
Molecule: messenger RNA, 7191 nt
Organism: Periophthalmus magnuspinnatus
Lineage: Eukaryota; Metazoa; Chordata; Actinopteri; Gobiiformes; Gobiidae
Gene: myo1d
Product: myosin 1D
Exons: 22
Coding region: 345-3359 (1004 amino acids)
Biological process (GO): actin filament organization; vesicle transport along actin filament
Cellular component (GO): plasma membrane; myosin complex; vesicle
Molecular function (GO): ATP binding; actin filament binding; microfilament motor activity
Source: RefSeq, a predicted model, not a curated record